AUAAUGUCGUCUCGAAGGAGAAUGCUUCUUAAAGUCAUCAUCCUCGGCGACAGCGGGGUUGGCAAGACAUCUCUGAUGAACCAGUAUGUGAAUCGUAAGUUUAGCAAUCAGUAUAAGGCAACAAUUGGAGCUGCUUUCUUAACAAAAGAAGUUCAGUUUGAAGAUAGGUUGUUCACAAUGCAGAUAUGGGAUACUGCUGGACAAGAGAGGUUUCAAAGCCUUGGAGUAGCCUUCUACAGGGGAGCUGACUGUUGUGUUCUUGUAUACGAUGUGAACGUCAUGAAAUCAUUUGAGAGUCUCAGCAACUGGCGUGAUGAAUUCUUGAUUCAGGCAAGUCCAUCCGAUCCAGAGAACUUCCCAUUUGUCGUAUUGGGGAACAAAGUAGAUGUUGAUGGCGGCAAUGGUCGAGUGGUCUCUAGAAAGAAAGCAAAGGCAUGGUGUGCCUCUAAGGGAAACAUACCUUACUUUGAGACUUCUGCAAAAGAAGGAACCAAUGUAGAAGCUGCCUUCCAGUGUAUAGCCACAAAUGCUCUCAAGAACGAACCCAACGAAGAAACGUACUUCCCUGAGACGAUCGAUGUUGGUGGUGAUGGACGUCAGCACAGGUCUUACGGAUGUGAAUGCUGA
Molecule: messenger RNA, 627 nt
Organism: Erigeron canadensis
Lineage: Eukaryota; Viridiplantae; Streptophyta; Magnoliopsida; Asterales; Asteraceae
Product: ras-related protein Rab7-like
Exons: 7
Coding region: 4-627 (207 amino acids)
Cellular component (GO): vacuolar membrane
Molecular function (GO): GTPase activity; GTP binding
Source: RefSeq, a predicted model, not a curated record